AUGGCCGGUGCGCUGUCCGUGACGCCCAAAGGCAUCGGCUGCGAGGUCAAGAUGGAAGGCCAAGAUUGGCCAGCUGGGCCGGGCCGUCGCCGCUUCACCGUGGAGUCGGCUGCGCGCUGCGUGUCCAAGAGCUUACCACGGAAGCCACAGCCUCCAGUGAGACACGAUUGUGGUGACGAUGCCUUCUUCUUGACGAGUUUGAAGGACCACAUCGCCAUUGGUGUGGCGGAUGGUGUCAGCAGUUGGCAACGCUAUGGGGUGAAUCCUGCGCUUUUUGCCUGGGAACUGAUGGUGAGAUGUGAGGAAGCAGCCGUCAAACAUGCUGGGAAGUUGGAGGUGGUGGAGUUGAUGACUGCUGGCUUCGAAGCAGCUGUGUCUCAAGACGGGACCUUGAUGGGAAGUACCACGGCCUGCGUGGCAUCGCUGCACUGCGACAAGGGCGUCCUUGACGUGGCCAAUCUCGGCGACAGCGGAGCGUUGGUGGUGCAACGGGAUGGGAAAGUGAUCUUAGAGACCAAGGAGCAACAGCAUUAUUUCAACUGUCCCUACCAGUUGGUUUGCCUCCCGGUGUCGCAGCGUACGGGCCUGGCGGGCGGCGACCUUCCGGCCUCGAGUGAUACCUACACCACGCAGGUGCGGAUAGGUGACAUCUUAGUGUUUGCCACCGACGGAUUCUUUGACAAUGUUUUCAAAGACAAGGCGGUGGAGGUGAUCAGCCAAAUGGCCACAUUGCCGGUGUCGGAGAUCGCCGCGCAGCUGGUACAGCUGGCGUACCAGGCCUCGAAGUCAUUGGAGGAGAGCCCCUUCGGUACAGCGGCCGCCUCCCAUGGCUUUCGACACAGAGGCGGCAAACCGGAUGACAUCACCGUGCUGGUGGCCCGUGUGGUGGCCGGCCCGACCGGGUCGACUGGGCACUGA
Molecule: messenger RNA, 918 nt
Organism: Cladocopium goreaui
Lineage: Eukaryota; Dinophyceae; Suessiales; Symbiodiniaceae
Source: the annotation of a GenBank genome assembly